Puccinia triticina is the source of this 249-nucleotide messenger RNA. RefSeq lists its product as uncharacterized. The record is from RefSeq and is a predicted model, not a curated record. Bases 1 to 249 code for a protein of 82 amino acids. The transcript has 4 exons. NCBI's taxonomy places the organism in Eukaryota, Fungi, Basidiomycota, Pucciniomycetes, Pucciniales, Pucciniaceae.
AUGUCCUCGGCCAGCGUUCUCCGACUGGGCCGACUCCAGAAAGCCCGGCGAUAUCUGCAACAUCAAGCUCACGAGAAUCCAGCGAUUUUUUGGUCGGUUGCCAUUGGAGUUGCUGGUCCUGUGCUACUGGCCGCUGUCCCACCGAUCCGUCGCAAUUACUUUGGCUACGUAACCCCUGAACCUAUCCCGAUGAGUUAUCCGCUCCCUCAACGGAAAAGAAACCCAGACUUGAAAGGCUAUGAUGAUUGA